This is a messenger RNA of Colletotrichum spaethianum, 480 nucleotides long. RefSeq lists its product as uncharacterized. The record is from RefSeq and is a predicted model, not a curated record. The transcript is spliced from 2 exons. NCBI's taxonomy places the organism in Eukaryota, Fungi, Ascomycota, Sordariomycetes, Glomerellales, Glomerellaceae. Bases 1 to 480 code for a protein of 159 amino acids.
AUGUCUGGAACGCGUCCUCCACAGGCAGUGUCGUUCACCAUCGACAAGCCCGUCUUCGGACGGCUCGAGGUCUUCGCAGACACCAACGCUGAGGGGAUCGUCCGAAUCGACAAAAAGCGUCGGGACAGGAGCAAGCCCGUCAUCCACUAUCUCUCGGAUGAUACCUUUGCCCUCUGUGGUUCCCGUGAGCAAGCCCACGCCAUGCUCAGCAAGAUUCUUAGUUACAGCGACAAGGCUAUGUUCACCUGCGUCGCGAGACUCGUUACCGACGCGGAGAAGGCGGUUGAAUCCACCCCUAGGCCAGCCUUGACUCAGCACGAGAUUCACGACAGUCUGCAUAACGACACCAGCAAGACCAAGUCUCUUCCCACCUCCAAGCUCGACGGAACAGUACUUUCUCGCCGUAGCCUCGACGCGGCUUUGAAAAAGUGGUCAGACUGGGGCAAUCCCUGGUAUGAAGCUGAGUCUGCUUGUAGAUGA